ACAGAGCAUCAGUGCCGCUCACAGUGAGAGCCAGAGAGACUCAGCGCGAGCAGAACGUCACUGUCACCGCGAUUCCUCUGAUUAAAGACUCUCAGAUCCUCCUCAGAACAUCCUCCUGCAGCACGGACCCGCAGCCGGACCUGUGCUGUUCGGUUAAACCCGCGGAACAGAGCUCUGGGUCUGACCGAGCCGCCGGAGCGCCGCGCACCGAGCCGCGUGUCCCCGAUCCCGGGCAGAGUUCAGCUAUGGUGGACACACAGAUGUUUUCCUGGCCCAUGGGAUUUGGCCUGAGCACCCUGGACCUGGAGGAACUGGACGACAGCUCGCACUCUCUAGACAUGAAGCCUUACUCCACGCUGGACUACCCAACCAUCUCGGGCGCGGAGUACGAGCCCAGCCCGCCCCAGAGCGAAAUGACACACAUGAUGGACCUGACGCACAUGUACAGCUACCGAGCCCAGGAGGCCAGCUACAGAACCCUGGAUGCCAAUUACAGAGCACAUGAGAACAGCUACAGAACACACGAGGACAACUAUAGAACCCAUGAGAACAACUAUAAAAGUCAAGAGAACUAUAGAACCCAAGAAAGCAACUAUAGAACCCAUGAGAACAACUAUAGAACCCAAGAGAACAACUAUAGAACCCAAGAGGAAAACUACAGAGCUCAGGAGAGCAGCUACAGAAUGCAAGAAACCCAAAGUUCUAUAAAGCUUGAGCCCGAGUCUCCUCCGCAGUACGCAGAACACAGCCUGUCCUUCUCCAAACUGCAGGACGACCCGUCCGCCUCUGUGCUGAACAUCGAGUGUCGGGUCUGCGGGGACAAGGCCUCGGGCUUCCACUACGGAGUCCACGCCUGCGAGGGCUGCAAGGGAUUUUUCCGCCGAACAAUUCGUCUAAAGCUAGUCUACGACCACUGCGACCUCCACUGCCGCAUCCACAAGAAGAGCCGCAACAAGUGCCAGUACUGCCGCUUCCAGAAGUGCCUGAUGGUGGGCAUGUCACAUAAUGCCAUUCGCUUUGGCCGCAUGCCCCAGGCAGAGAAGGAGAAGCUCUUGGCCGAGUUCUCCACCGACAUGGACCACAUCCACCCCGAGGCGGCCGACCUGAGGGUCCUCGCCAAGCAUCUCUAUGAGUCCUAUCUCAAGAACUUCCCCCUCACCAAAGCCAAGGCCAGAGCCAUCCUCUCAGGCAAGACCAGCGAUAAUGCUCCUUUUGUUAUCCACGAUAUGAAGUCCUUGGCAGAGGGGGAGCAGUUCAUCAACUGCCGGCAGCUUCCCCGACAGGAGCAGCGCCGGACCAGCAUGGGCCUGAUUCAGUCAGAACUGCAAUGUGAGCUGGAGCUUCGCUUCUUCCGCAGCUGCCAGUCGCGCUCGGCCGAGGCGGUCAGCGAGGUCACAGAGUUCGCCAAGAGCAUCCCGGGCUUCGUCAACCUGGACCUGAAUGACCAGGUUACACUGCUCAAGUACGGCAUGAUCGAGGUCCUCAUCAUCAUGAUGUCGCCACUCAUGAACAAGGACGGCACGCUGAUCUCCUACGGCCAGAUCUUUAUGACCCGUGAGUUCAUCAAGAGCCUACGCAAGCCUUUUGGUGAGAUCAUGGAGCCCAAGUUCGAGUUCUCAGUCAAGUUUAACAUGCUGGAGCUGGACGACAGCGACAUGGCGCUCUUCCUGGCCGUUAUCAUUCUCAGUGGAGAUCGCCCAGGCUUGCUGAACGUGAAGCCCAUUGAGGUUCUGCAGGAAAACGUUCUCCACUCUAUGGAACUCCACCUGAAGAUGAACCACCCCGACUCGCUCCAGCUCUUCGCCAAAGUGCUGCAGAAGAUGACGGAUCUGCGGCAGCUUGUCGCCCACCAUGUGCAGGUGAUGCAGCUGAUGAAGGAGACAGAGAUUGACAUGUGUUUACACCCACUCUUGCAGGAGAUCAUGAAGGACUUGUACUAGGCUGUGGUUUAGCAGCCUGAGCCAGAACUGUAGUGAUAGCGCAUCGAGGGUUUGUUUGGGUUGUCGUUUUAUCUUUUUUUUUCUUUCGGUGAAGAAGAUGAGCCUCCACUGACAGCAAGAAAAGAACUCAUCUGGUCGGCAGCGAGAACUUAUGCAGUUAGACAAAGCAGGGGAUUCUUCGAUAAUGAGAGAGAAAAUAUCAGCGCAAUAUCAGUUCUGACAAAAUUCUGUCAAGAAAUAAAAUGAACCGUACUCACAUGUAUUCAGACUGGAGCUGCCAGGAGGAGACGACAUAAGAGACCCGGACAUGUAAAAAUGGGAAUUUUCGAAGCAACUUACUGUAAUUAAUGUUAUCACUGCUUGCAGCAGCAGGUGACCUUUUCCAAACUUUACAAACUGUACAAACUUUGAUAUAAAAGGAGAUGAGAUUUUUUGUCAUAAAGAAGGUUUUUACUGAAAAUUGAAGAUGUGAUACUUUUUAUUCCUAGAAUAAUCCCAGAUUGUCUUACACUGCCUUUUAAUCUUUGCUAAAUAGGUAAAAUAAGUGUUAUCUGUGUACAUAAGAGAAUGUCACAUGUUUGCUUUUGUUUUACGUUUGUAUUGUUCAAAAAAAAAAAGGAAUUUAUUAUAUUUCAGAGAUUUAAUUUUUAUUUUUAAAAUAAAGAACACCUUUAUAAAAUGUAUGUAAAUAUGAUGAAAGUACAAAGAAAAAGAUUAAAUGGCUCCCUCUGUCCUGGGUUUGGUCAUAGUUGUUUUACAUUGAAAACGUAUAAUAAAAUGUAAAUGAAUAUUUUCAAGAUA
This is a messenger RNA of Astyanax mexicanus (Mexican tetra), 2741 nucleotides long. RefSeq names its product peroxisome proliferator-activated receptor gamma (gene pparg). The record is from RefSeq and is a predicted model, not a curated record. Gene Ontology annotation, cellular component: nucleus. Gene Ontology annotation, biological process: cell differentiation; regulation of lipid metabolic process; negative regulation of transcription by RNA polymerase II. Bases 246 to 1940 code for a protein of 564 amino acids. Gene Ontology annotation, molecular function: nuclear receptor activity; zinc ion binding; RNA polymerase II cis-regulatory region sequence-specific DNA binding. NCBI's taxonomy places the organism in Eukaryota, Metazoa, Chordata, Actinopteri, Characiformes, Acestrorhamphidae. The transcript has 7 exons.